CUCAAAGCACAUAGACACACACAUACAGACCCAACAUCAAGCCUUUGGUCUAAUGAAGUGUGGCGUUGUCAGUACAUUCAUCUAGGAGUUCCUCCGCCUAUAUCAAUGACCAAAUCUGCUCACCAACUACCCACUGCAUUAACCAACUGAGUUUCUCCUCAACCCGGCGGAGGGACGCAUCCUACACGCCAAUUUCAGAUGAACAUGUUUCACACAGCCACGAAACGCUGUUUCACAAUCGAGUCUUUAGUGGCGAAGGACAGUCCUCUGUCGCCGGAGGAACCGCUUCGUCCCACCGCUCUCAGUUAUCCGCCUUCCGCCGAUGCGUUCCCCAACACCUUCCAGACAGCGGGGCGCUCUCUGUACUCUGGGCCGGACCUAAUGUUCCAGGAGACGGUCAGUCACCCCUCGCUGCCUGUCCACCCCCACCAGCUCGGGACCCAUCACUUGCAAAGCCCACAUCCGUUCUUCUCGUCUCAGCACAGAGACCCCCUCAACUUCUACCCCUGGGUCUUAAGGAACCGAUUAUUCGGACACAGGUUUCAAGGGACGGACGGUGCCCAGGACACUAUGUUACUGCAUGGACCUUUCGCCAGGAAGCCCAAGCGGAUCCGUACCGCCUUCUCACCGUCGCAGCUGCUGCGCCUGGAGAGAGCCUUCGAGAAGAAUCACUACGUGGUGGGCGCUGAGAGGAAGCAACUCGCCAGCAGUCUGAGUCUGUCAGAAACCCAGGUGAAGGUGUGGUUUCAAAACCGGAGGACAAAAUACAAACGGCAGAAGUUGGAGGAGGAGGGUCCCGACUCUCAGCAGAAGAAGAAAGGCUCCCACCACGUCAGCCGCUGGAGGCUGGCCACCAAACAGUCCAGCCCUGAGGACAUAGACGUCACCUCAGAGGACUAGGCAGGAGAGGAGCGAGUACGGAGGAGAUUUACACAAAUAGCAUAUGGACAUUUCCAACAGUUUAAGGAGAACAGAGAAGAAUUUUGCAGACCAACGCGUUGACGAUCAUUUGGGUGCCCUGAGCAAAAAAAAAUGUUGUGGAGGCCAGAUCUGAAAAUGCACUUCGUGUCGUGGAUGGAAGUGUGAGGAUCUUUGCCAGUGACGUUUAACCAUCCGCUGUAUAUACAUAUAUAAAUAUAUAUUAUAUUAAAAGUUAUCUGAAAACAAUAAACUUUUUUAAUUUAUUUGAUGUUCCUCUUUGAGAAGUGGCUCUUGUAAGCAGAAAAGAGGGCUACGAGAUUUGAGACCUUGGUCCACUCAGCUGUCAUGGUGUUGGGGGUGGGGGCGGUGGGUGGCGGUAACGAAGGAGAAGAGUUCUGGGUUUACAGACGGAAGUUGUUGCUGUAUUCAGGUUGCAAGCUUGCUGUGUCCCACUGCCCACUAACAGGGACUUCCCGUGCAGGAAAUGUUUGCAGAAGCCCCGAUGUACGUGCAAUUAUGAGGGUGUCACACGUGUCAUUGCAAGGUAGAUGUGGUUAGUGGUUUACCCGUGACAUUUCUGCGUCUUCACCCCUGCUCUUGUGAAUCACCGACUGUCACUGGGACAGGGUCACUGCUCCCGCCAUCCCUUAAAUUCAGGACCUUAUUCACAAAACGUUCGACCUGUUGGAGGUGCAGUCUAAUCGAUCCUCAACUCCGACACACACACACACUCACACACACACACACACACACACACACACACACACACACACACACACACACACACACACACUCACACUCACACACACACACUCACACUCACACACGCACAUACACACACACUCACACACACACACUCACACACACACACUCACACGCACACACACAAACUCAGACACACACACACACAAUCACACACACUCAGAUACACACACACACUCACACAUACACGCAGAAUCAGAUAGAUGCUUACAGAAAUAGACGCAGGUACAGACAUAGACAGAUACAGAGAUAAACAGACAUGAAACACAUACAGAACAUAUACACAGACAUAGUCAAACCCACACACAAAAUACAGUCAACCACACAAAUUUCACACACUCAAAAGACACAACACACAUCCACACUUAGACACACACAGACCUGUGCACAGACACAUGUGACUUUAUGCGCACACACACACAGACUCACACUCUCACACACAUACACAAACUCAUACUCUCUCACACACACACACUCACACACACAUACAUUCACACACACACACACAUGCGUGCACACAUACACACACACACACACACACACACACACACACACACACACACACAACACACACUCUCUCACACACACACACACACUCACACACGCAUACACACACGCGUGCACACACUCACACACACUCUCUCACACACACACACACACCCACCCAUUAACGGGGAUACCUAUUGAGACAGCUCCUGUGGAGAAUCUGGUGUUGCGGGUUAAUUCUCUAUGACAAGGCUUUGGUUGAACACACUCCCACUGAGCUGGACUAACGUGGGCUCCUCACUGUGAUCCCAGGCUCGUUCCCCCUUCCCCGAAAGCCAACUGUAAAUAGCUGUGAUGUAGUUCAUGAUGGAGAAAUGAUGUGUACGUCAGAAAGUUAACAAUUAUUAUUUUGCUUCCCCCUGCGUUCUCUGGAACCUCAGUACACGAAUAAAGGAUUGUAAUAUUUCCUA
This is a messenger RNA of Hypanus sabinus (Atlantic stingray), 2639 nucleotides long. RefSeq names its product homeobox protein EMX1-like. Lineage: Eukaryota; Metazoa; Chordata; Chondrichthyes; Myliobatiformes; Dasyatidae. The record is from RefSeq and is a predicted model, not a curated record. The coding region runs from base 199 to 900 and encodes 233 amino acids. Gene Ontology annotation, molecular function: DNA binding; DNA-binding transcription factor activity, RNA polymerase II-specific. The transcript is spliced from 3 exons. Gene Ontology annotation, biological process: brain development; regulation of DNA-templated transcription; neuron differentiation.